CCUUAGAGUCAAGCUUAUUGGUGGCACUGCUGCAGGGACUACUAUAGGUAGAACUAAUUUGAAAAUCAAAAAUCCAAAAUGCUCCAAAAUCUGAAAUGUUUUGAGCACCGACAUGACACCAUAGGUGGGAAAUUCCACACUUGGCCUCCUGUGACAGGUCACAGUCACAGUGCUGUCAAAACUUUGUUGCAUGCACAAAACUAUUUCAAAUAUUAUGUUUAAAAUUACCUUGAGGCAGUGUGAUACGGCAUAUAUGAAACGUGGACAAAUUUCCUUUUCAGACUUGGUCCCAUUCCUAAGAUAUCUCAUUAUGUAUAUGCAAAUAUUCCAAAAUCCAGAACAAUUUGAAAUCCAAAAAACUUCUGGUCUCAAGCAUUUCAGAUAAAAGAUACUCAACCCAUAUUCCCUUCCCUCAUCCUGUAGUCUUUUUAAAUCUGAUAAGAGGCCUGGUGGCCGUGGGAAUAGCACAGUGCUCCCUUGACAUGUAAGAAAGUGGCUGGAGAGGUCGUCUGUAUUUGGAGCUGUAGGGAUUAUAGAUAAGUUUACACACUUUAUGGAUCAGUUAGCCUGUGAUGUUGGCCAGGAGACAGAUGCAGAAACAGCAAUUAGAAUAUGCCACACGCUGUAGUAGCAGGCAGACAGGGACAGUGGCAGCUGGAAGGAUGGUCACUGCACUUGGAGAUGUCUGAGCAGAGGAACUGGACAGGCAGAAAACAUGUAACGGCAUUCCAGGUAGAAUGUGGGUUCUUGCGGGCAAGGCAUGGCUCUGGAGGAAAACCUCUCACCUAUCUGUCCUAGAUCAGGAAGAAUUUAUCCCGGGAGAGGGAAAGAGAGUGCUUAUCUUGCUCACACAGAUAGACCAGAGGGGAAGGGCAGGUGGCUGGAAAGGCAUUGGAUGUGGUAACAUGGAGGGCUUUUCUUCCAUCUGCAUCUUAGAGAAUGCUGUGUGCCUCCAGCCAUUGUCUAGCCAGUUUAGAAGUGAUGGUCAAUGAUCAUUUGAAGUGUAUCAGAGAAGUGGUUUGCUCCUCAGUAUAUUUUUCUAUACCCUUAGAGUUCAAGGUAUAUUUUGAAUUCUUUUUUAUUCUGAUGAUUGGUCUGCGUACUCAGUUAAUUGGAAAAAUACUUUUACCAGUUGAGAAAAGCCAUGUUAGUAUUCCAUAGACUUGCCUACCACCACGUCAUCCUGAGUACUUUGCAAAGUCUCCUAACCUCUAUCUUGAGCAGGAGUCUCUAGAAUCUUCCCAAAAAAGUAAGGAACUUGAUUCAGGGCAAUGGGAAGAACAUAGAACUUUACCCCAGAGCUCUUUGCUCCCGGAUGACCCAAGGGAAAUCACAUAGACCGUCUCUCAUUUUCUUCACCUUUAUGCUAGUUCUGGCUGCUUCAAGUGUUGAUGCAAGGAUAACUGGGACAUGGGACAGAAAGUGCUUUGCGAGUGUACCAGGCUCGAUGCAGGCAGCGUUUCAGGGUGACACUCUUUGCCAGCAUCAAUUUCAGCAUGGGUUAGACAGGAACCUGCCCCUGGUCUUGGAAGGCACAUCCGGACAGUCAGUGUCAGUGAAGGUCAGAGCUGCAUCUGAUGUGUCUUACUGAGAGGCUUCAUUUCCCAGCCAUAGCCUCACUUGGUUAGAGCACCAGGAGGUGAAGGAACAACGUCCCUCUAAUCCUUUUACUGAGUCUGCAUAAAGGAGCCCAGACGUUCUCCUGGCCCCUUCUGGACCAUCCCCACUCCUUCAGGUCCGGGGAUAGCUAGGGGUUUGGAGAGCCUGGAGCCUGGUGCCUGCACCUCACACCUGUCUCUGCUCCCAAGAACUGCAGCAGCUUUGGGCUGGAGGGACACCCUCCACUGUGCCUGCUUAGGACACUCUGAAACCUUGCUCCUCUGGCAGCUGCCUGCUCCCUGGCUCCGACACCCCGCCUCUCUGAGUCUCUGAUCUGCGCUGCAGUUAGAAACCCUGCCUGGAGUUGGAUCCACUGAACAAUAAUUUGGUCGUCACAGCAGGUACUUCCUUGCUUUUCCAUUCCUGCCAGAAUUGGGUGUGUUUUGGUGCCCUAGGGCAGCAAAUUGGUAGAGCAGCAGGAAUGAGGAGCUACCAGUCCAGCCCCAGGAAUUUACUGGUCAUUGUUUCUGUCUCGGCUCUGCCCCGACAGACUUCCGUUCGUUUAAUGAUCAGAGGCUUCGUGUGGUCCAGGGUCCCCAGGAGGGGGUAGGGAGGGAUGUUUCUAAAGCUGAGCCAGGAUGAAAGUGAUGCACUAUUGAAGGGUUUCAACUCUAAGGAGGCUACAUCCUCAUUAGGAACAAAUUCAUUAAUGAGCCGCAUCAGCUGCAGGGAGGAAGGAGGAAAGCAUAAUUAAUUACAACUGCUCAGAUGAGCUGCCAGAUUCAGAGGAGUCAAGAAGGAAGAUUGUGUGUUGUUUGGAUGUCUUUAGCUGUGUUCCUCCAAAGCAAUGGCAGCUCUGGGAACUAACUUUCCAGCUGAAGGAUUUUAACGUUCUUUCUCUUUCUACAAGAUCCAGUCUUAGCUUAUUGAGCAGUGAAUUCCUUUCUUACCCCACUCACCUAUUCCCGGGAGCAAAAAGGAAGUCAGUAUUUGCUUUUCCAGCAAGGUCACAGAUCACCUGACCAACUCCUUUAACAGCUGCGAAACAGACGCGGCUGUGCUGAAGGCAGGAGAGUGAUCGGCUCCGGCCCUGCAGCCCAAAGCUGGCUUUCUGGGAAGGAGAUGAGUCCUCCCUGCUGUGGGCUGUGCAGGGGGAUGAUGCCAUGGAAGCACUCUCCAACAAGUUUUACAGACUCAUCGGAUGAAGAGUACCUGAGACACUGAGGGUCAGCGCUCCAAAGAUGGAGAAGACAGAUGCCAAAGACCAGUCCUCUCAGGGGGACGAAGAGAAAGAGCCUCCGAAGAGCCACCCUUACUCUGUGGAGACCCCGUACGGUUUUCAUUUAGACCUGGACUUCCUCAAGUAUGUGGAUGACAUCGAGAAGGGAAACACCAUCAAAAGAAUUCCUAUCCACAGAAGGGCCAAGCAGGCCAAGUUUAGCACUUUGCCCCGAAACUUCAGCCUUCCUGACAGCAGGGCUCGCCCUUCUGCGGCCCCGCCCCCCCACAACUGGUCCCCAGUGGUGCCAAUGAAGGCAUCGUGUGGGACACAGGAACAAACCCAGUCGCUGCCGCUUGGUAAUGCCCCCCAGGCCUCACCCAGUACGAGUGAGGUGAGCUACCACAGGAGGGCUCUGUUGGCAGAGGCCACCAGGCAGUUGGAGGCUGCUGAACCAGAGGACGCCGAUCUCACCCCUGGGAGUGGACGGCCCCAGCUGUUGAGAGCCUCCAGCAUGCCCGCCACGCUGCUGCACAGCAGGGCUUCUGAGGAGCCAGGCCUUAGCCUGGGGCUCCCCGCCCCUCCUCCCCUCCCACCCCUUCAGGGUGAAGGCAGUGUCUGCAAUGGCACCUUUGGCCCCACAGAAGGAUUGGCAGGUUUCCAGAGCUCCAGCCCACAAGCACCAACUCGGAUUCCAGAGCUGGUCCAGAAGGGAGCGGAGGGCAUGGUGAAGGCUCCAAAUCACCUCCCUCUCCCAGGCCCUUCUUCCUCAUUCCAGAACGCACUUGUAGUACUAGAGGAUGAGGAAGAUGAACACAAAGCCAGAGACGCAGAGCGGGUGUUCACCCCUGGCUCCCCCACACCAAGUCCUCCGCCUCUGCCAUCACCCAUCCCUGAGAAUGAGCUCCUCCUGGAAGAGAUCGAGCUCAACAUCAGCGAGAUUCCACCUCCGCCGCCUGUGGAGGUGGACGUGAGAAGCAUUGGCAUCAGGGUAACGGAGGAAAGCCUGGGCCUUGCCAGAGUGGAUCCGGGCAGCGUCUCCAUUCUGAAACAGCAGGUCUCGGCCCUGGAGGGAGAGUUGUCUGGGAGAACUGAGGAACUGGCACAGGUCAGAGCUGCCCUCCAGCAGCAGGAAGAGGAAAUCAGGGCUAGGGAGCAAAGAAUUCGAGAGCUGGAGUGCACCAUAGCCCAGCUGGAAGGACAGCUUCCCCAAGAGAAUGUCAAAGACGCUCCGGGCCAGGCGGACGCCAUGGUGAACACUGACCCUGUUCAUGGACUCUUGACCAGGGAGUCAUGUGACAAGAGCAUUGAGGUCAACCUUCUAGGCAGCAUGGAGUCUGAAAGCUGGGGGCACCGAGGAGAGGAGAAUGGCCUCCUAUGGGGGCCAGGCGGUCACAAACAAGGGGACCAGAGCCCAGCAGGACAUGGGCUUCCACCCCCACUGUCACUGCCACAGGGACCCGAGCAGGUCCUCACCCCCUCUGUACAUAGCUUCCUCUCCACUGAACUCAGGAUUGAGGAAGCAGACUCUGAGCAGGAAGGAGGCCCUCAGGGAGAAGCGGGGGGAGCAGGGGGCUCUCCGUGGGGCAGCGACAGAAAGACUCCCCCAGCAGGGAGGGAAGAGGCCAGUUCUGAGCUCCCAGGGAAGGAGCACUCGGGAAGGCCACCGAGCUCGCCAACGGAUGCCACUAUUGGGCAGUACGUGAAGAAGAUCCAGGAGCUCCUGCAGGAGCAGUGGAACUGCCUGGAGCACGGGUACCCUGAGCUGGCCAGCGCCAUCAAGCAGCCGGCCUCCAAGCUCAGCAGCAUCCAGAGCCAGCUGUUGAGUUCCCUCAACCUGCUGCUGUCGGCCUACUCGGCCCAGGCUCCCCCACCCAAGGAGCCCCCGGCCUCCGCCUCCUCCCCGCCGAUGGAGAUCUCCCCGUCGACCAGCAUUAAAUCCAUAAUGAAAAAGAAAGACUAUGGCUUCCGUGCAGGAGGUAAUGGGACCAAAAAGAACCUUCAGUUUGUUGGGGUUAACGGUGGGUAUGAGACCACCUCAAGUGAGGAGACCAGCGGUGAGGACAGCUCCCCAGAGGAGUUGUCUGACAGUGAGGCUGAGAAGAAGUGUGAUGGCCCAGACCACAGGCAUGUCAAAGAUGCCCACCUCACCUGCGAGGCUGGGCAGGGCAUCCCCGAGGGUUCCCGCUAUGCCACCCAGGAAAGUGGGCCUGGGGAAGAGGUCUCCCACUCCAAGGCCGAGAGAUAUAAACCGUCAGAAGAAUUUCUUACUGCAUGCCGGGCACUGAGCCAGCAUCUGCCGGAAACUGGGACCACCACAGACCAGCUCUUGAGGCAAAGCCUGAACACCAUCAGUCAAGAGUGGUUCCGCGUCUCCAGCCGGAAGUCAUCGAGCCCUGCCGUGGUGGCCGCCUACCUCCGCGAGGUCCAGCCUCACUCCCCACACUUCCUGCAGCUGCUUGUCAACUUGGCGGAUCGCAAUGGGAACACGGCUCUUCACUACAGUGUGUCCCACUCCAACUUCUCCAUCGUGAAGCUGCUACUGGAGACAGGCGUCUGCAACGUGGACCAUCAGAACAAAGCUGGCUACACUGCCGUAAUGAUCACUCCCUUGGCUUCCGCGGAGACCAGUGAAGACAUGGCUGUGGUCUGGAAGCUCUUAAGAGAAGGAAAUGUGAACAUUCAAGCUACUCAGGGAGGCCAGACUGCGCUGAUGCUGGGAGUCAGCCACGACAGGGAGGACAUGGUUCAAGCGCUGCUUAGCUGCCAGGCAGAUGUCAACCUGCAGGACCACGAUGGAUCCUCGGCCCUCAUGCUGGCCUGUCACCAUGGCAACGUAGACCUGGUGCGGCUGCUCCUGGCACACCCAGCCUGCGACAGCAGCCUGACUGACAAGGCUGGCCGCACAGCUUUGUCCAUUGCUCUGAAGUCACCCACCCAUAUGGAAAUUGCUGGGCUUCUGAGAGCCCACGCGGAGCAGGGCAGAUCCCUGGGGCUGUAGGGGCUGCAGAGGAACUGGCAGCCAGGAACAAAAGCCUUCUUCUCUGGACUCCUCCCUCGCCUUUGGAGAAGGCAGAGGUCACAGGCCAGAGAGCCACCCCUCAAGAGAAGAAACUAUGUGAAAUAUGCACAUACACUCCUGUUGUAUAAUUCUGCUCAUUAGGAUGCUUUGUAGUUUUUGCCUUAGGCCAAGCCCCAAAACUACACGGCUUCAGAAUAGGGUUCAAAGUGCAAAGCUGAGGGGUACAUCGGUGUCAUCCAAGCAUCCAAAACAUCUUCAGCCUUGAAUUCCUCCUGACUCUACCCUCUGUAGCAUUGUGUAGCAAGCAGGCAGGCAGGAGCACAGUAGCACAUUAGAAAAGCAAUACUUUUUACAUGGAAUUUCAAAGUGCACUAUCUUUUUGUUUUUAAGCAAGAGUAUACAAAUAUGUCCCAUUGAUAUGCAUGUCUAGAGAUGGGAGGGGAUUUAAGCCAACCUCCUGGUAAGCAUUCUGAAGAGGACCCCAGGAGAAUCACUAUGCAGACUGUUGAAACUGAACAAGCCCCAUUUGGGAGCUUUGUUUCGAUGGGGUUGACAGAGAAAUCUUAAAUUCAGACAAGGUAGGAAGAAGCACAUUGGCUUCCAUGCCAAAUAUACAGUCUUAACUAUUUCUGAGUCAUCUAGUGAUUCCAAUUUGCUCUAGGGAAAUUGGAAUUAACUAAGUAAUUUAUUAUCUAGUAGGUUGCUAUGUAAUAAAAUAAAGAAAUUGAAUCCAGUGACACACGCCACAUGUGUUUGGGCAGAGUCGGAUUCCAUCAGCUAAUCUGAGUCUGUGAAAGAAACAAAAGAAAGCUUCCUCCUGAGGAUGGGUUAUGGUCAUCGAGAAGCCGCCACAUUUCCUGCAUAGCCGUAUCCAUUCCCUUACGGUACUUCCCGGUGCUUUCCCCUCAUAUCCCCUAGAAGCACUCAUCUGUUCUAAGGUUUUCUGGGACUUCUGGCUGCAGAGCCUUCCAGCCUCGGAUGCAUCAGGAGCAAGGGAGCCAGGCGGGGAAGGGCAAUUCUUUCCGAAGCUUCCACAUUCCCUGGGGCCGGCACAUGCGAGGUUUAUAUGGUCAGUAGCUCACAUCAGGUCGUCUGAAUGUGCUCUUUCUUAAAAUCUCUUAUGAAAAAAAAAAAAAAAUCUCUCUUAUAUAAAAAGAA
This is a messenger RNA of Sapajus apella (tufted capuchin), 6998 nucleotides long. RefSeq names its product KN motif and ankyrin repeat domains 4 (gene KANK4). Gene Ontology annotation, cellular component: cytoskeleton; cytoplasm. NCBI's taxonomy places the organism in Eukaryota, Metazoa, Chordata, Mammalia, Primates, Cebidae. The record is from RefSeq and is a predicted model, not a curated record. The transcript has 10 exons. Gene Ontology annotation, molecular function: protein binding. Bases 2841 to 5819 code for a protein of 992 amino acids. Gene Ontology annotation, biological process: negative regulation of actin filament polymerization.